This is a messenger RNA of Olea europaea var. sylvestris, 648 nucleotides long. Its product is annotated as sentrin-specific protease 1-like. The coding region runs from base 1 to 582 and encodes 193 amino acids. The transcript has 2 exons. The record is from RefSeq and is a predicted model, not a curated record. Gene Ontology annotation, molecular function: cysteine-type peptidase activity. Gene Ontology annotation, biological process: proteolysis. Lineage: Eukaryota; Viridiplantae; Streptophyta; Magnoliopsida; Lamiales; Oleaceae.
AUGAUAAAAGACAUAUACCCCGCUUUCAAAAAAGAUCCUAAUGUUCUGUUGUCAGGAAGCCGGUUGUUCCAGGUGGUCACAGGUGAUAGCAUAACUAUGAGCACACCUUGGGCUGAUGUAGAUUAUGUGUUCAUGCCUCUCCUGCCCACGAAUAAAGCUCACUGGUUGCUAGGUCUGCUAGAAUUCAGAAGCCACAGAUUGAUCGUGUUCAAUUCAGCUGGUAAAACUUACCAUGACUGGAAGGUGCUAAAAGGUGUUGAGCCUCAUGUGAAGAUAUUGCCUGCUCUUAUGAAUGCAUUGGGAAUUUCGAAAAAAGACCCUGACUAUAAUGGAUCUGGGUGCAUGGAAUUGAAGGUGACCGUUGACACUGCCAUACCCCAACAGAUGAAUGGUCAUGAUUGCGGGGUGUUCGUCAUAUUAUAUGCUUUAUAUAUCCUUCGAGAUGGCAGAUCUUCUAUAACACAGAAAUUUGAUGUCGCCAAGUGUAGACUUGAUAUUGCAUCGCUACUCUACAAACAUCGGGAGACCUAUGUGAAGAAUCCGAGGCAGGCCACAAAAGGAGAGGGCAUUGUCAUUGAAUGAGGAUUGUCACAAAAGUUUUUGUAAACGGAUUUUAUGCUCGAAUAUGUAGUCUUUUAUAAAUCAAUG